AUGCAAGCAGUUUUACAGACAAAAGGGCUUCUUUCUUUACCUUCAAACCCCAGAAUCAGAGCUUUUCAUCCACCACCAUCCCAGGGGUUGAGGCAUAGAUUCAACCCUUUGCAUCCCUUGUUAAAACCAAAAUAUUUUAAUGUGUCCUCUUUAUCUCUUGAUGGAUUUUCAAAAUUUCAAGGAUUUGUGACAAAACCCCAAUUGGUUGGUCAAAAGAACAGAACUUUCCCUAUCUGCAGGGCUGAGGCAGCUGCAGCAUCAGGUGAUGGGCAACCUGUUUAUGGAGAGAAAGAGUCGCCCAAGUUUAUGGGUAUGGAGCUUGUGACCCUUAAGAAAAUUAUACCACUUGGGAUGAUGUUUUUUUGUAUUUUGUUCAAUUAUACAAUUCUUAGGGACACUAAGGAUGUGUUGGUGGUAACAGCUGAAGGGUCUAGUGCUGAAAUUAUACCUUUCUUGAAAACAUGGGUGAAUUUGCCUAUGGCUGUUGGGUUCAUGCUUUUGUAUACAAAAUUGGCAAAUGUGCUGUCAAAAGAGGCUCUUUUCUUUACAGUUAUUUUGCCAUUUAUAGCCUUCUUUGGUGCAUUUGGGUUUGUGUUGUACCCUCUCAGUCACUAUUUCCACCCCACAGCUCUUGCUGAUAAGCUUCUGAAUAUUUUGGGUCCAAGGUUUCUUGGGCCACUUGCAAUUAUGAGGAUCUGGAGUUUCUGUUUGUUCUAUGUCAUGGCUGAACUUUGGGGAAGUGUGGUGAUCUCUGUGCUGUUUUGGGGAUUUGCUAAUCAGAUUACUACUGUUGAGGAAGCCAAAAGAUUCUAUCCUCUUUUUGGACUUGGAGCUAAUGUCGCCCUUAUUUUCUCUGGCCGUACUGUUAAAUACUUCUCUCAAUUGAGACAAAAUCUGGGUCCUGGUGUUGAUGGUUGGGCUCUCUCCCUGAAAGGAAUGAUGAGUAUUGUGGUGGUGAUGGGUCUGGCUAUCUGUUCUCUUUAUUGGUGGGUGAAUCAUAAUGUUCCUCUUCCCACACGUAGUAAGAAGAAGAAGGAAAAGGUGAGGAUGGGAACAAUGGAGAGCUUAAAGUUUUUAUUGUCUUCAAGAUAUAUUAGGGAUCUUGCUGCAUUGGUGGUAGCAUAUGGUAUUAGCAUCAAUCUCGUUGAAGUUACAUGGAAAUCGAAGCUUAAGGCUCAGUUUCCAACGCCAAAUGAAUAUUCAUCCUUCAUGGGCGACUUCUCGACUGCUACCGGAAUAGCAACUUUCACGAUGAUGAUAUUGAGCCAAUGGAUUUUCGACAAAUAUGGUUGGGGAGUGGCCGCAAAGAUUACACCCACAGUCUUGCUUCUCACAGGAGUUGGUUUCUUCUCCCUGAUUUUGUUUGGUGACCCUUUUGCUCCUGCUCUUGCCAAAUUCGGGAUGACUCCACUUUUAGCUGCUGUGUAUGUGGGAGCUAUGCAGAACAUUUUCAGUAAGAGUGCGAAGUACAGCUUAUUUGAUCCAUGCAAGGAAAUGGCUUACAUUCCUUUGGACGAGGACACCAAGGUUAAAGGUAAGGCAGCAAUUGACGUUGUCUGCAAUCCUUUGGGGAAGUCGGGAGGUGCUCUGAUUCAACAGUUCAUGAUAUUAUCCUUUGGGUCACUCGCAAAUUCAACUCCAUAUCUAGGAGGUGUACUCCUCGUGAUUGUACUUAUAUGGUUAGCGGCAGCCAGGUCUUUAGAUGGCCAGUUCACUGCACUGCGGCAAGAAGAAGAACUUGAGAAGGAAAUGGAAAGAGCAGCUGUCAAGAUCGCGGUUAUUUCUCAAAAUGAAAAUGGAGGCAAUAGCUCUCUUGCUAGUGGGUCGACAAUAAAUCCUACUGAAGGUGACUCUGCGAAAACAUCAUCUGAACCCUCGUCUCCUCGAAAUGUGUAA
Messenger RNA from Fraxinus pennsylvanica, 1896 nucleotides. The record is from the annotation of a GenBank genome assembly. NCBI's taxonomy places the organism in Eukaryota, Viridiplantae, Streptophyta, Magnoliopsida, Lamiales, Oleaceae.